UUUGUUCUAAGUCUGUAUAGCAAUAGUAUUUUUUUGGCUACACCACCAAUAUAAAUAGGCAUGCUUGGGUACUAUUUUUUUCCCAUAAGUUUGUAAACCUGCAGGGAACAGAAACAAAAAUGUUGGGAUUCAUCAGGAAUACCCUUCGGAAUAGGCUAUUGCAUCAUUUCAUCCAAGGAGAUUUUCAUGAAGUUGUCUCCAAGAUGACUAUCGUCGAUGCUUUCCUCUUCCUAAUUGUGCACUCAGUUGAUAAGCUGGCCAUAUGGCAUCGCUUACCAGUAUUCCUAGGGCUGAUUUAUCUGGCUACUCGACGACACCUUCACCAGAAGUACAACUUGUUGAAUGUAGGACAAUCUCCAUCCGAAGUUGGAUUUAAUCCUGGAAAGUAUCAAUACAGAACAAGUGAUGGAACAUACAAUGAUCCCUUAAAUGAAGAAGCAGGCGGCCUAGGUAGCUUCUUUGGCAGGAACAUGCUAUCUGUUGAUCAGAGACAAAAGUUGUUGAGACCAGAUCCAAUGGUUGUUGCCACAAAACUUCUAGCACGAAGAAAAUAUGAAGAUACUGGAAAGCAGUUCAACAUUAUAGCAGCUUCCUGGAUUCAGUUUAUGAUUCAUGACUGGGUAGACCACUUGGAGGAUACCAACCAGAUAGAGUUAAUUGCACCUAGAGCUGUUGCUGAUAAAUGUCCCCUUAACUCUUUCAAGUUCUACAAGACAAAGGAGUUUCCAACUGGCUUUUGUGAGAUAAAAUAUGGGACAAAAAACAUUCGUACACCUUGGUGGGAUGGAAGUGCUAUAUAUGGUGUCAACGCCGAAAGGAUGCAAAAAAUAAGGACCUUUAAAGAUGGGAAGCUCAAGAUCUCAGAAGAUGGUCUUCUUCUUCAUGACCAGGAUGGGAUUGCAUUGUCAGGAGAUAUUCGGAACAGUUGGGCUGGUGUCUCCACAUUGCAGGCUCUCUUCAUGAAAGAGCACAAUGCAGUUUGUGAUGCCAUCAAGGAGGAACAUCCAGAUUUUGAUGACGAACAUUUAUACCGCAUUGGAAGACUGGUGACUUCCGCUGUGAUUGCAAAGAUCCAUACCAUUGAUUGGACUGUGGAGCUCCUGAAAACUGAUAUGUUGCUUGCAGGAAUGCGCGGUAACUGGUAUGGUCUGUUGGGUAAGAAAUUCAAGGACAAAUUUGGGCAUGUUGGGGGAGUCUUCUUGGGAGGUCUGGUAGGUCUCAAGAAGCCAGUUAAUCAUGGUGUACCAUAUUCAUUGACUGAAGAGUUCGUUAGUGUCUAUCGAAUGCACUCGCUUCUACCUGAUUACCUUUGCCUUAGGGACAUCAAAGCUGCACCAGGACCCAACAAAUCUCCACCACUAACUGAGAAAAUUUCAAUGGCUAAUUUGAUAGGCCAGAAAGGAGAAAAGACUUUAUCAGAAAUUGGAUUCACUCAACAAAUAGUUUCAAUGGGGCAUCAAGCUUGUGGCCAACUAAAGCUUUGGAACUACCCAGAAUGGCUGCGGGAUCUUAUACCACAAGAUAUUCAUGGCAAAGACAGGCCUGAUCAUGUGGACAUGGCAGCUCUUGAAAUUUACAGGGACAGAGAGAGAAAAGUUGCUAGGUACAAUCAAUUUCGAAGGGCUUUAUUCUUGAUACCAAUCUCUAAAUGGGAAGAUCUGACAGAUAAUGAAGAAGAGAUUCAAAGUCUUAGGGAAGUUUAUGAUGAUGAUGUAGAAGAGCUGGACUUACAAGUUGGACUCAUGGCAGAGAAGAAGAUCAAGGGGUUUGCCAUUAGUGAGACAGCUUUUAUCAUAUUCCUUCUCAUGGCAACCAGGAGGCUAGAGGCAGACAGGUUCUUUACCAGCAAUUUCAACGAGGAGACAUAUACAAAGGAAGGAUUUGAAUGGGUGAAAACAACAGAAAGCCUGAGAGAUGUGUUAGAUCGGCAUUACCCCGAAAUUACAAAGAAAUGGAUGAAUUCAACAAGUGCAUUCUCUGUUUGGGACUCACCUCCGAAUGCUCACAAUCUUAUCCCUCUCUAUCUUCGAUUUCCCUCUUGA
This is a messenger RNA of Durio zibethinus, 2042 nucleotides long. Its product is annotated as alpha-dioxygenase PIOX. The record is from RefSeq and is a predicted model, not a curated record. Gene Ontology annotation, molecular function: peroxidase activity; oxidoreductase activity, acting on single donors with incorporation of molecular oxygen, incorporation of two atoms of oxygen; heme binding. Gene Ontology annotation, biological process: response to oxidative stress. Lineage: Eukaryota; Viridiplantae; Streptophyta; Magnoliopsida; Malvales; Malvaceae.